Molecule: messenger RNA, 1725 nt
Organism: Pieris macdunnoughi
Lineage: Eukaryota; Metazoa; Arthropoda; Insecta; Lepidoptera; Pieridae
Source: the annotation of a GenBank genome assembly
AUGGCUUACGACAAUACAACAAAGGGGAAAGAAGAAAAACUCGCGGAGAAAACACUUAAAGACACUGACUUAAUCGCCACAAGCGAAAUGAAAAAUAAUUUUGUAAAGAACAAAAUGGAAAAGGUACAGGAGAAAACCGACGAUUGGAUCGACUUAAAUUUCUUCCAGAAAGCCAAACGCUUGAUAUCUCUAAUAACAGUUGAACCGAUACUUGCUGGUUACGUCAUGCCUUCGGUACUUUCUGCUCUCGCUACGCAAAAUUUGUAUUUGGAGAAAGCGUGCAGAGUAAAUUUAGCCUUCGAUCACCACAUUUGUGAUGCCUUAACCAAAAGAGAUACCGCUAAUUACACUUUCGAAGAAGAAGCAGUGCAGACACUCGUAGCGUCUGUAGCUGGAUGGAAAACUGUAUUGCAAUCGUUUCUUCCAUGUGGGAUUUUAAUAUUCUUAGGCGCGUAUAGUGAUAGAGUUGGACAGAGAAAGAUUUGCAUGCUAUUACCCAUAAUAGGCGAAUUCCUGACAAGUAUUGGCCUUAUAGUGAAUACGUACUUUUUCUACGAAUUGCCGGUGGAAGUUGCAGCAGUGACCGAAGCCAUAUUCCCUGCAUUGACUGGAGGAUGGUUCACCAUGUUUAUGGGAGUGUUUAGUUUUAUAGCUGAAGUGACGACCGAGGAUCAAAGAACGUUACGAAUCGGAAUCGUGAAUUUAUUUUAUUCUUUAGGAGUCCCCGUUGGAGCGGCUUUAAGUGGAAUUUUAGUCAGAAAAAUCGGCCUAUAUGGAGUGUUUUCUUUAAGUGCCUCGUUAUAUGUUUUGAGUUUUCUAUAUGCUUUCUUCAGGAUAAAGGAAGUCAAACGAAUUAAUACAAGUGUGAAGCCAACUAAUAACUGCUGCGAGUGGUUACGAGAUUUCUUUGAUACACGCUAUGUAAAAGACACUAUAAUGGUGGCAUUCAAGAAUGGACCAAAUAGGAGACGUUUACGAGUUAUUAUGCUAGUAAUCGUGCUGUGCGUAGUUAUUGGACCAAUUUACGGUGAAAUGUCAGUCAUGUAUCUGUUCACAAGAUAUCGUUUUAAUUGGAACGAAGUGGAUUUCAGCAUGUUCUCGACUUACGCUAUGUGUACUUCAUUAGUAGGCACUUUGUUUUCUGUGGGCGUAUUUAGCCACGUACUAAAAUUUGAUGACGCAAUCAUUGGUGUCAUAUCAUGUACGAGUAAAAUUCUAUCUGGCUUCAUGUACGCGUUUGCUACUAAAUCCUGGCAUAUGUACAUAGCACCGCUUGUCGAGGUUUUCAACGGAACUUCGUUUAUAGCAAUGCGGUCUAUGGUGUCAAAACUAGUGGACAAAGAUGAACUAGGUAAAGUGAACUCGUUCUUUGGAGUAGCGGAAGCCAUGAUGCCUUUAGUAUACGCACCAAUGUAUACUACAGUAUACACAGCAACCAUCAAGACAUUCCCCGGUGCCUUCUUCCUAUUGGGCGGUGGUCUCACAAUACCCGCUGUACUUAUAUUUUUAUGGUUAUAUUUGGCAAACAAGAAAUUUCUCGCAAUUGAAACCUCUAACAAAGAUAAAGAAGUCAAUGAAGAACGUGAAAAAGGACGAGAAAACAAAGCAUUCGAGAGUGAUGAUCAAAAACAUAAAGUCGAAGCCAUCCCAGAAAAUCCAGAUAGUGUUGCCGCACAGAUAGAAAUAGGUUUCACACAAAGUAUGGUUUGCACAAGUAAGCUAUAA